This is a messenger RNA of Gracilinanus agilis (Agile Gracile Mouse Opossum), 1925 nucleotides long. RefSeq names its product NOP2/Sun RNA methyltransferase 6 (gene NSUN6). The transcript has 11 exons. The coding region runs from base 396 to 1799 and encodes 467 amino acids. Gene Ontology annotation, molecular function: RNA binding; methyltransferase activity. Gene Ontology annotation, biological process: RNA methylation. Lineage: Eukaryota; Metazoa; Chordata; Mammalia; Didelphimorphia; Didelphidae. The record is from RefSeq and is a predicted model, not a curated record.
CAUUUCCGGCACCUCCUGGAAAAGUAUCUUGCUUGUGGAGCAGGCGGUACCGUCAGAUCGUGUCUUAUUGCUGCUCCUGGCAUCGUAGACCCUGUCUACGGCCCCCUUUGUUGGGCGGAUCUGAGCCGUGGGCCGGAUGCCAUCGCUCGUGUGAGGGGAGGCUGGAAGAAGCCCCGGCGCGCGCUCCUGGGCCCAAGGCGCGUUCGCGACCGGCGUGGCACAGAUCUGCGCUGCGGGUCCAGCCAGUCGUCCGAGUCCGUAGGGAGGGGGGGAGGCACGUGUGUUCGUGUUUAAAGCAAAAACAAAGCUAAACCAUCAGAUGUUUUAAAGAAAAGCAAAAAAAAAAAAAAAUCCUCUUCAAUUUUUUCUCUGUGAAAAGGGAGAAAAUAAGAAAAAUGUCCCUUUUCCCCAAAAUAUCCUUGAGGCCUGAAGUCGAAGACUACCUCAGGUCGAACUUUAAGAAUGAGGAGAUGGUAACUGCUUUAGGUGUGCAGGAAGCAGAAAAGAAAUUUGAAACCUUGUUAAAUCACUUGUCACAUCCACCAGCAUUCACAACUGUUAGAGUGAAUACUCAUUUAGUGUCUGUGAAACAUGUGAAAGAUUUGCUGCUUGAAGAAAUACAUAAGCAAUUUAAUGGAUUAAGUGUUCCAAUUCUUCAGCACCCAGAUAUUCAAGAUGUAUUACUUAUUCCUGUAAUUGGACCCAGGAACAAUAUAAAUAAGCAGCUCUUAGAAGUCAUUGUUGGAGCCCACUGUGGUAAUGCCGUGCUCAGAGGAGCACAUGUCUAUGUUCCAGGAAUCAUGUCUGCUUCAAAAUUUAUGAAAGCUGGAGAUGUUGUCUCUGUUUAUUCUGAUAUUGAAGGAAAAUGUAAAAAAGGAGCCAAAGAGUUCAGUGGAAAAAAAGUAUUUCUUGGAAAUGGAAUUUCUGAACUGAGUCGCAAUGAAAUUUUCAGUUUGAACAGCCCACUAAAAGGCAUAGGUAUACGAAUGACAGAACCAGUGUAUCUCAGCCCUUCAUUUGACAAUGUACUGUCUAGUUCCUUGUUUUUGCAGAAUUUACCUUCUGUGGUGGUAAGCCAUGUUUUGAAUCCUCAGCCUGGAGAGAAGAUUCUGGAUAUGUGUGCAGCACCUGGAGGAAAAACAACCCAUAUUGCAGCGUUAAUGCGGGAUCAGGGUGAAGUAAUAGCAAUGGACAAAAUACCCAGUAAAGUAGAAAAAAUAAAACAAAAUGCUGCAUUAUUACAAUUGACCUGCAUCAGGGCUUUCUGCUGUAAUGGAACAAAGGCACUUGGGAAGAUAGAGGAUGGACAAGGGGGACCACCAUUCUCACCCGAAUCCUUUGAUCGAAUUCUUCUUGAUGCCCCCUGCAGUGGGAUGGGGCAGAGACCAAACAUGACUUACACUUGGACUCUAAAGGAAGUGAUGUCUUACCAGCCAUUACAAAGGAAACUCUUUUCUGUGGCAGUUCAGCUGCUUAAGCCAGGGGGUGUGCUGGUCUAUAGCACAUGCACAAUAACACUGGCAGAAAAUGAAGAACAGGUGGCUUGGGCCCUCACAGCUUUUCCUUGUCUCCAGCUUCAGCCUCAGGAACCACAUAUUGGAGGAGAAGGAAUGAUGGGGGCUGGCCUAUCACUUGAACAACUGAAACAGCUACAGCGUUUUGAUCCAUCCAUUAUACCAUUAAAGUCCAGUGACAUAACCUCUAUUAGAGAUGCCAGGAGAGAAGACAUGAUUUGGUUAGCAAAUAAGGACUGUAUAGGGUUUUUUAUUGCAAAAUUUGUAAAACGUGAAAGCAUUUAGGAAAAGAAUGAUAAGAAGUCAAAAUUCCACUCAGUGUUUGCUACAUAAAGUAUUAUUGCUAUAUUGUUGUCGGGUCCAGUCUGAUAAUAUGGUUGCUAUAGAAGCAAGAAAAUCUUGCCAAUGAAG